Messenger RNA from Colletotrichum truncatum, 948 nucleotides. RefSeq lists its product as uncharacterized. The record is from RefSeq and is a predicted model, not a curated record. Lineage: Eukaryota; Fungi; Ascomycota; Sordariomycetes; Glomerellales; Glomerellaceae.
AUGGGCGCUUUGUGGAGAGGCAAUCACUAUGGUAUUUCCGUACUAAACCUCUUGAGCAUUUUUCUCCUGCUAGGGAAUGAGGGCGUAUUUAGCAUACAGGCCACGGCGAUGCUUUCUCGUCGCGAGAUCAAUACGGCCACCGAUCACUCGCCAGAGCUGAAUUAUCAGCAGGGAAACCUAUUGAAUAAUGACGAAUUCUACAGCUCGGAUGCUAUGGAUAUGAUUUUCCCCGAACACAUGUUCCGAAACAAUAAUGUGGCUGUGAUCAUGGAGACCGAACCGGCAAAGGUAGCCAACCUUGUACCUAUUAUGCUACACUUUGCUUCGAUGUUAGGCCCGGAAUGGCCGGUCGUCCUCCUGACCUUGCAGGAGCAGUGGGAGGUGCCCCCAUCGUUGCAAUUCCAGCAACUCAUGGAGGCGAAGCGCAUUAUAGUCUUGUACCUCCCUCCCGGUACAUCGUUUCCAGAUCACAAAUCCGUCAGCUUUUUCAUGAUCGGCCGUUGGCUGUGGGAGCUUUUUGCACCUGCAAACCGAAUACUCAUGUUUCAGGCUGACAGCAUCCUAUGUUCCCAAUCAUCCAAGAGAAUCGAAGAUUUUCUCGAAUGGGACUUCAUUGGUGCACCAAUCGCGAAAAAGUUUGGACAAGGAUACAACGGUGGACUAUCGAUACGAAACCCAAAGUUGUUUCUCGAAAUCGCGAAACAGCAGGAAAGACAGCCUGUUAGGCUCAAAGUAGAGGAUCAAUGGUUUUACACCCGGUUACGGGAACGCGAUGCGCAUCUACCAAGCGCGGAGGUGGCCAAAACGUUUGUCGUCGAAACCAUAUACUACGAUGAACCGUUAGGCUAUCACCAACCAGCCCGUUGGCAAAAAGGGAGAAUGGAGGAGAUCAAGAAGUGGUGCCCAGAGGUAAAUAUGUUGACUGGGGGGCAACACUUCUAUCGAUAA